AUGGAUUUAGAAGAAAAAAAUGAUUCAAUGAAUAAAACUUUUUUUAAUGACUUAAUUAGUAACUUUGAAUAUGUACCAGAGAAUGAUAUUGAAGACAUUGAAAGCAUGGGAUUAGCAAGCGAAAGUCUUAUAUCAAAUAAAAUUGAAACAGGAAGUACUACCGAUAAUAUAUUAAACUUUGAUCUAGAGAUUAAUAACUUUUGUUUUGACGAAGAAAGUUUUGAAAGAGCACGAAUCUUGGCAGAAGCAGAAGAAACUGAUAAUUUAAUUCUUUUAAAUAAUAUGGAUAACGAUGAUAUUGAUAUAUAUGGCAAUGAUAUAUUAACUUUGUCAGCAGUGUCAUCAACGUCUGAGACGUUUAUUAAUACAAAAACAUCCACAAAAUCUAUAGACCCUCCUAGCCCUUUUUUUGCUAAACUUGCUUUAAGAUUAGGGCAUGUUAACUUGGUAAAGAUCAUUGAACCAAAAUGUACCAUUACUGAUAAAACAGCUACAGAUUUAGGAAGAGCUCUAGGUGCUACAACAUGGAGUGCACGAAGUGAUGUACAAAAAAAUAAAUCAAAACUUGAGAGCCCAUGA
This is a messenger RNA of Dentiscutata erythropus, 579 nucleotides long. The record is from the annotation of a GenBank genome assembly. Lineage: Eukaryota; Fungi; Glomeromycota; Glomeromycetes; Diversisporales; Gigasporaceae.